AUGGAGUCCGCAAUGGCGUUUCUUGCUUCGUGUGUUUUCACCGUCCUCCUCUCGGUAUCAUUGACGGGAGGCAGCGUCAUCCCUCAACUGGGAGACAAUGCUGCCGACAUCGACAACACCGGCCUACUUAUGCGGCUCCUAGACGCCGUAAGACUCCCCAGCGCCUCAGACAAUUCAUCAAGCGACACAGACACCGUGUUGGUGCUUGACGCGGGCCAGGGCGAGGCUGGGCAACGGGGCAGUAGGAGCUCUGCCCCCGGGGACAUCAAUCUGAGCGACGCGCCGGCCGCCUUUGCACUCGCGGAAGAUCUCAGCGGAGCCCAGUUGGCGGAGAUUCUGCAAGGGCUGCUGGACGACUCGACCGCACCGGCCGGUUCCGUACCGGUCAGUUUGAGAUGCUCCGGGCAGCCGAUUGCCGCUAGCACCCCGACGACACACUCCGAAUAUACGUCGGAGACGUGUCACCAAGGACUGAUCCCUACUGUAAACAACUCAAAAGUCAAUACUCGGGGUCUCUGCCCGUGGACAUACGUGGAGCACGUCGAUAUUGACAGAUACCCUAGCACGAUGCUGUACGCCCAGUGCGCAUGUCCAGACUGCGUCAGGCAAAGCGUCUCGGAUGACUUUGGUUGUCACCCAAUUUACAACGAUGUCAAAGUGCUCCGUAAGCACGCUUGCCAAGACGGGAUCCAAAUAUACGACUCAGUUUACGAGAGAGUACCCGUAGCCUGUGCGUGCCUCAGAACUCUAGAGUAGAAGAAAGGAGACUGGUGAACAUCUAGAACGCCCUCUGCUGGUAACAAUUGCAAUAUAGCAGGCAAUAAUUGCAAUACAGUACUGAAACAACCAUGAGCUUGACAUAGCAUAAUAUAUACUUGUAUAUAACAUAAUCGCUUAAUAUAGCAUAUUUAUAUACUUUUGGUACUAUUUAUUUAUUCACAUGCGCAAUAGUUGAUGUUAAGUGAAAUAAUAUGUCCAAUGCAAUAACACCACGAUUCAAUGCAUAUUGGUGCAACGAUAUUUAAGAUAUAUAUAAUAUAUUUAUAUAAUUUAUUGAUCACGCUAUUUAUUGGUGCUAUCGAUGCAUUCCAACUGAUAUUUAUUAGAUCAUGUGAAAUUUCGUUUGAUAUUUAUAAGCUUGCCUGGAUAUUUAUAUGGUUUUAUAGGCAACGUAAGCUUGUUUACGUUCAUAAUUUAUCUUGAUUCGUUUUGAUGAAUUGCUUUGUGUAGAAAUUUGAAAACCCGUACAGCUGCAUUUGACAGUUACAUAAGUAGCACAUAUUGUGCUCAAUAUACUGGUUUGUAUAACCAAUAUGAAUACUGUGUAUACAUUUUUAAA
Messenger RNA from Patiria miniata (bat star), 1339 nucleotides. RefSeq lists its product as uncharacterized. The record is from RefSeq and is a predicted model, not a curated record. The transcript has 4 exons. Gene Ontology annotation, molecular function: cytokine activity. Gene Ontology annotation, cellular component: extracellular region. The coding region runs from base 1 to 756 and encodes 251 amino acids. NCBI's taxonomy places the organism in Eukaryota, Metazoa, Echinodermata, Asteroidea, Valvatida, Asterinidae.